AUGCGCGGUCUCUUCUUUCAUCCAAACUCUCCCUCGCUUUCCCACAGCAUCAGUAUGCUCUCUCGCAUCCGCAACAUCCUCUCGGGCGCCACUCGGGCCAAAUACCCCUCCGUUGCUCUCACUCUUGAGGUCCGCCGCGGAGGCUCUACAACAAUACACGUUUUACACAUCGUGCCCGAGGACAGCUCCGUGGAGCGUGUCGAUACGACGCGCUCGAACGCCACCAGCUUCCACUUCAACCAUGCACAAGAGAGGGGUCGCGAGCAAAUCGGCAGCGUGUUGCUACAGGAUGGAGAUGAGGAAACCUCAGAUGAACUUCUGGAUGAGAUCAGCACACAGGCGACGCAGCUUUUGCUGCAGCAGCGGAAGACUGCCAGCGGCAGGGAAGGCGGCGGUCACACUGUGGGAGAUCUAGAGCAAGCGUUACGCUCUGCUGCGCUUGAAAGUCUACAACGGAGAGGGACACGGGACGCUCCAGAAAAGGCGGCACAGCAGUAUCCGGUCUACAUCGUGCAAAUCGACCGCUCAGAGCCCGGGAAGAUCAUGUCCAAUUUCGAGCCCACCAGCAUCAUGCGUUAA
Messenger RNA from Lecanosticta acicola, 579 nucleotides. NCBI's taxonomy places the organism in Eukaryota, Fungi, Ascomycota, Dothideomycetes, Mycosphaerellales, Mycosphaerellaceae. The record is from the annotation of a GenBank genome assembly.